This is a messenger RNA of Aspergillus mulundensis, 1635 nucleotides long. RefSeq lists its product as uncharacterized. The record is from RefSeq and is a predicted model, not a curated record. The coding region runs from base 1 to 1635 and encodes 544 amino acids. Gene Ontology annotation, molecular function: amino acid transmembrane transporter activity. NCBI's taxonomy places the organism in Eukaryota, Fungi, Ascomycota, Eurotiomycetes, Eurotiales, Aspergillaceae. Gene Ontology annotation, cellular component: membrane. The transcript has 3 exons. Gene Ontology annotation, biological process: amino acid transmembrane transport.
AUGUCGCAGUCUAAAGACACCAAGGCAGGCCUCACCAAUGCCGAAUCCUCUGUUGACACCGAUAGUGGCAUAGGACAGGUAUCUGAGGUGCGAAACGAAUCGGGCUUCCACCGAACCUUUACCCCCAGACAAAUUCACGUCAUUUCCCUUGGAGGCCAAAUCGGAGCAGGACUCUUUAUUUCAACUGGGAAAAAUUUAUCGAAUGGCGGCCCUGGGUCUCUUUUCCUGGGCUUUGCAUUAGUAUGUACAUGCGUCUGGGCGGUGCUCAACACCGUCUCCGAAAUGACGAUUGCAUUCCCCACGAGUGGAAACUAUAUUGAAUAUGCCGAUCGCUUCGUCGACCCAGCCCUGUCUUUCGCGGGCGGUUUCAGUAUGUGUUUGGGUUGGAUUGCCGUCAUUGCGUCAGAGGCGACCUUCUUUAAUGUUCUUGUCCGCUAUUGGGCUCAAGACUCCGUCCACGAGGCAGUGUGGUUGACAAUCUUUCUCGUCCUCAUGUUUGUCAUCUUCAGUCUGCCAAACCGUGUCUUUGGUUGGUUCGAGUACGGUACCUCGAUUCUGAAAAUCCUCGUGUUGAUCAUCUUCAUUAUCGUCGGCGUGGCUCUCGUCUUUGGUGCAGGGCCCGCGGGAACUGUCCAUCACGGCGAGAACUGGCAUGACGGACAAGCCUUCCUGAACGGAUUCAAAGGGUUUGGAAACAGUGUCUUGCUCGCAAUCCUUGCAAUCGGUGACAACACAUUUACUGGCUUCCUCGCGGGGGAAUCCAAGUCCCCGCGUUUCUCUGUCGCGCACGCCGUCUUUCUCAUCCCCAUUCGAGUCUCUGUAUUCUACCUAGUCUCGGUGGCGUUGAUUGGGAUAUUGAUAUCUCCCUCAAAUGAGAACCUUCUGGGAGGUAGCGGCGUUGCUGCCUCUCCGUUCGUCAUUGCCAUCAAUCAGGCCGGUAUCAAGGGCCUUCCAGACUUCCUGAACGUGGCCAUCGUGUUCGCCGUCGCAGCCAUCGCCGCGGAGAGUUUCUUCAUUGCCUCACGGAUCCUUCAGUCCAUGGCCCAACAAGGCCUGAUUCCUGCACAGGUGGCAAAAGUCGAUUCGCGCGGGCGGCCUCGCGUUGCGCUGGGCAUCACAGGGGCUCUUGCCAUAACACUCACGUACAUUAAUCUCAGCGCCGAGGGCAUAACUGUCUUCAACUGGUUGUCCCAGAUUGCCAGCACAGGGUACUUCAUGGUGUGGCUCGUUAUCGCAAUCACAUCGUUCCGCUUCCGCGCAGCUCUCAAGGCCCAAAACGACCCUCUAUUCACUGAGACCUAUGCAUGGAAAUGCGCUAUUUGGCCGCUGCCCCCAAUAUGGCUCUUGACCUGUUGUAGCUUUUUCAUUGGGACUUCAUUCUACCUUGCCUUGUACCCUAUUGGAUCAAACACGCCAACAGCCGAGUACUUCUUCCAGUAUAUGUUCGGGACGAUAUUGAUCGUUUUCACCGCGCUGGGAUAUAAACUGAUAUAUCGCACAAAGAUCCGUAAUCCGCUAGAAGUCGAUCUCCAAACUGGACGAAGGCCGCUAGGUGUGGAGGAGAUCAAAGCGUUGGACGACUAUAAGAACAUGCCGCGUUGGAGGAAGUUCGUGUCCUUCGUGCAGCUGUGGUAA